Acanthamoeba castellanii str. Neff is the source of this 615-nucleotide messenger RNA. Its product is annotated as RAB4, putative. The coding region runs from base 1 to 615 and encodes 204 amino acids. The record is from RefSeq and is a predicted model, not a curated record. Gene Ontology annotation, biological process: regulation of endocytosis. Lineage: Eukaryota; Discosea; Longamoebia; Acanthamoebidae. The transcript has 6 exons. Gene Ontology annotation, molecular function: GTP binding; GTPase activity. Gene Ontology annotation, cellular component: endosome.
AUGGCCGAGCGAUACAAUUACCUGUUUAAAUUCAUCAUCAUUGGUGACGCCGCUACGGGCAAAUCUUGCCUGCUCCACCGCUUCAUCGACAACAAAUUCAUGCGGGACUCCACCCACACCAUCGGUGUGGAGUUCGGCUCCAAGAUCAUCAACAUCCAGGGCAACAACAUCAAGCUGCAAAUUUGGGAUACUGCCGGACAGGUCACAAGGAGCUACUACCGCGGCGCAGCUGGUGCUCUUCUCGUCUACGACAUCACGAGUCGCGAGUCGUACAACCACUUGAGCACCUGGCUGGAGGACGCGAGGACGUUGGCCAGCGCUGGCAUCGUCAUCAUCCUCGUGGGCAACAAGAAGGACUUGGAGGACGAGAGGGAGGUCACUUUCAUCGAGGCGUCCCGAUUCGCUCAGGAGAACAACUUGAUGUUCUUGGAAACAUCCGCCCUCACCGGCGACAAUGUGGAGGAGGUAUUUUUGAAGUGCGCCCGGUCCAUCUUCUCCAAAGUCGAGGCGAAGGCGGUGGAUCCGAAGGACUCGGGAUCUGGAAUUGUAGAGAACAACAUGGCGAGACCAGGCAGCGCGGUUGCCACUGGUGGCUCGGACGGCUGCGCGUGCUAG